GCUCUGGCGCCUUCCUUGGAAGACGCCUCUGCAGCAGCUGCUGCACUCUUGGCUGCCACGGGGCAGGCUCAGACACCUAGUGUGGAUGGCUUGCGCAACGAGCCCAGUCCGGAAAAGCGUCCGAGGCUGUCUUCGGGGUCGAAGAUGCCCACCUUUGGUACUGCGCCCGGGUCCUUGGCAGCAGGGGCCCUUGCUCCUGCUCCCCUGACUCACCAUCCGCCACUUUUCCAUGGGAGCGUCGCGGCAACGUCCCCUGUAGCGCGGCCCUCAGUAGGGCCCACGUUCUCUGACCCUUCAGUGGUAGCCCCACCUCUGCCGUCAGGGCCUCAGCACUUCAAUUUGGAUGCUGAGCCUUCUUGGCUGGACAGCAUCAAACACAGUCUCCAGGAGAUUGCCCUCAAUCAGAAACAGAUGGCGCAGCAAAUGGCUGCUUCUAGCACGGAACUGAGGGGUAUACAGGAGGGGGUCCGUAAUCUCAGUGUGGGUCAGGAAUCGCUGACUCGCAGAGCAGAUGAUCAAGAAGCGGCCUUAGCUCAGAUGCAACGGGAACGACGUGAGUUUGAGAGAGAGAUGCAGGCUUUGCGCAGUGCGCCGCCUACCCGAAUGCAAAGCCCGGUUUCCACGCCUCGUGCAGGUGGUGGGGGCGUUGGGGGUGGGGGGAUGCCCUCGCCCAGGGGUGGACGGGAGAUUGAUGAGCUACAGAUCGUGAUAGGAGGCUGGCAGGAAGCUAAGCGCCAGUCUAUCGAGGAAGACGUGCGGGAAAUGUUCUGCAAACUCAAUGCCGAGCCGCUUUUGAAGCAAGUGUUUGUGCUUUACGUGCGCAGUGGCUUUUGCCGGGUCGAGAUUCUGUAUACCGAUCUUGACAUUUGGAAGCAGCGUAAACUGCAGACCAGAGUGCUUGAGGGGCUUAAACAGCUGAACUUUCGGUCCUCCAUUCCGGGACAGGCCCUGUGCGUGAAGCACAUCGGGGAAAGCCUCGUGGACCGCGAUUG
Molecule: messenger RNA, 992 nt
Organism: Symbiodinium necroappetens
Lineage: Eukaryota; Dinophyceae; Suessiales; Symbiodiniaceae
Source: the annotation of a GenBank genome assembly